Molecule: messenger RNA, 1713 nt
Organism: Medioppia subpectinata
Lineage: Eukaryota; Metazoa; Arthropoda; Arachnida; Sarcoptiformes; Oppiidae
Source: the annotation of a GenBank genome assembly
AUGCAUAUUAUAUGCGGGAAGGGGUGCCGGGAUUGGGGCCACGCGUUGACCGGUCUCUCGCAUGGGUUCUGCGGUGAACCGAAAUGGUCGGGAAACUCGACCGGUACUGACAUCCGGGCCAAUCACUCCGGUGUGCGUUCAUAUGUGUACGCACACUGUGGCCAAUCGCACGCGUAUUGCGGCCCAAAUUUAAAGGGUAUUACCGACUCAGUUAUCGAAGAGACUGUACUCGUAUGGAUGCCAUCCCUUAUAUUAUUUGUCACAUCACUGUAUGAAUGGCACAAUCGGUCGCCAGAAGUGAUCACAUCCAGGGGUUCAUCACAUCCCACGACAUGGACUCUACUCUCCAUCACUAAAAUUUGUUUAUCGGGAGUGCUAUUACUGUUAUGCUUUUCCCAACUCUUGAGUGCAAUUAAUGUUUUGAUAAUUAAUCAUAAGAAGCGACCAAAGUGUCCUAAAAUCGGUGCUUCAUUUAUAUCUCGGCUCACAUUUUCAUGGUUUACACCAAUGAUUAUGAAUGGCUAUCGGAAACCAUUGACCACUGAAGACAUGUGGUCGCUGUCCACACAGAAUCAAACUAAACACUGUGUCCAACAAUUUAACAAACAUUGGACCCCUAUUACGGACCCGAUAGACCAAAAUCGAUCGGUAAAUAUAUUUCCGGCAAUUUUACGCACCUUUUGGCCGACACUACUGUACAACGCGUGCCUCAAACUGGCGGCGAGUCUACUGGCCUUCACUCAACCCCUAAUACUCGGGCGACUCAUCGCAUUCAUGACACCCGUGUCAGCUACCGGUGCGGUCACCGCCGCUCCCGAACCCGAAUGGUUGGGCUAUACGUACGCCCUAUUGAUGUUUGUGUCGCCGACUGUAGCGUCAAUACUGGACGGGCACUACGAGUACGGCAAAAGUGUGGUCAUUAUGCGGAUCAAGUCAUGCGUUUCGGCCAAACUAUACGAAAAGUCCCUACGGCUGUCCAGCGCCGGGCGCAAAGAGUUCACCGCCGGCGAUGUUGUCAACCUAUUAUCGAGGGACAUGUCUUACCUGUCGUGUGUAUUCGUCUUCGGCAACAAUCUAUGGCUGAGUCCGUUACAGAUGGGUCUCUGUAUCUACUUAUUAUGGGCACAGUUGGGUGCGGCGGCCACACUGGCCAGCGUGGGUUUUAUGAUACUGUACACACCGGUGUCGUCACUACUGGUGGCCCGCGAACAGCGCUUCUGGGACCGGCUGUUUCGGGGAAAGGGUGGCCGCGUGUCUGUCAUCACCGAAAUGCUGAAUCAUAUGAAAGUGUUGAAACUGUACGGCUGGUGCGGCGCCUUCAGGAACCGCGUGGUUGGGCUCCGGGACGCGGAAAUUGACAUUUUAAGGGCUCUGGUUAGUUUAUGCAGUUUUGUCGUAUUUACACUGAUAUCUGACCAGAAUAUUCUGGACCCAAGUAAAGCUUUCUAUUACGGUGUAAAUAGAGGGUCCGAUUACUAUGAUUCCACCAUUAAUUACUUCAGUUACUAUGUAAAGCGAAUGAAUGCCUAUUUAAACGCUAAUGAAGUGAAUGAGAGUUUCGUUGACCACAAACCCAAUCAAAGGACUCCUAUUGUUAUCAAAAACGGUUUAUUCAAAUGGGAUAACAAUUGCAACGAUUCUGUGCUCAAGAAUAUCAAUAUAGAGAUAGAGAGGCAGUCAUUGGUGGCAGUUGUGGGUCGUGUGGGCGCCGGC